Messenger RNA from Helianthus annuus (common sunflower), 1119 nucleotides. Its product is annotated as phosphoprotein ECPP44. Bases 160 to 864 code for a protein of 234 amino acids. The record is from RefSeq and is a predicted model, not a curated record. Lineage: Eukaryota; Viridiplantae; Streptophyta; Magnoliopsida; Asterales; Asteraceae. Gene Ontology annotation, cellular component: membrane. The transcript has 2 exons. Gene Ontology annotation, biological process: response to water.
UAACUUAAUCGCGUCAAGUACGUGUAGCAUGGCACUAUAAAUACAACCCUCUCACAACCUCUUCACUCACACAAUAUCAAUUCCCUCUAAUUCAAUCAAACAAAUCUUUCAUUUCCAUAAUCACUUUUUUUUGUUCUUCAUUCCAACUUUUCUUCAAUCAUGUCUAACGAAGCAGUUUACCACGACGCCCCGAAAACCGAAGAGCCCUGCGAAACCACCACCACCACUGUGAAGGUUGAGCCUGAGGUCGUAGAACAAUCCGAUCGUGGGUUGUUUGGUUUCGGGAAGAAGGACGAGGAGGAGAAGAAGUGCGAAGAUGGGGUGAUCUCAUCCGAGUUUGAACAGAAAGUUCAAGUGACUGAACCCGAACCUGAGGAGAAGAAAGGAAGUUUGCUGGAGAAAUUUCACCGAUCUAAUAGCAGUUCCAGCAGUUCUAGUGAUGAGGAGUGCGAAGAUGGAGAGAAGAAGAAGAAAAAGAAGUCGUUGAAGGAUAAGGUUAAGGAAAAGAUCGAAGGGCACAAAGAAAAGAAGGAAGAGGAAAAAGUCGAAAAGUAUGAGGCCGACACAAGUGUCCCAAUUGAGAAAUGUGAAGAAGUAGCGGUCCCAACCCCGACUCCUGCCCCAGAGGAGAAAAAGGGGUUUAUGGAAAAAAUUAAGGAAAAACUGCCUGGCGGACAUAAAAAGGAGGCGGAGGAGCAUGUUACUGCCUCUCCACCACCGCCGCCAGCUGCGACGACAUAUGAUGAAGAAGGUGAACAUAAGGAGAAGAAGGGUAUAUUUGAGAAGAUUAAAGAGAAAAUCCCAGGGUAUCAUUCCAAGAGUGAAGAAGAGAAAGAAAAAGAGAAAGUAAAGGAGUGUGAUUGAUAUGAUUUAAAGGCAAAAGUAAAAUGGUUUAUGAGGUGGCUUGGUUUGAUUACCCUUACAAAUAUAUGGGUGGGGUAUGUGAUGUGAUUUGCUUUUAUGUCUUUUUGAAUAAGUGUUCUUUCAUGUUAUUUGUUUGAACUUUGAAAGUUCUUUGUGUGGUGUUGUUUUGAUUUGAGUUGUAAGUCUAUACCUUUUUAUUUGUAUAGAAUGUAUUUUGUUUAUAAUUCCUUAAAUAUUUUAUCAAACUUAAUUAUA